CUCAUAGUAAAUAGAAAUAAUGAAAAAGGUGAAUAAAUAAAAAUGCUAAAUUCUGUCUGGCCAAUAGAAGAACAAGAGCAACAAACAGCGAUCUUUCUCUCUCCUCCCUCGAUUCCACCACCAAUUCCAGUCUCUUCCCUCUCCCACACGACCACCACCGCCACUCCAUGGCUUCUCUGUUGCAGGCCGCCACCGCGGCCCUAACCCAAUUCCAAACGAACCAAACCGAUUACGACGGAGUGGAGUUCUGGUCGAACCCUGAGCGAACCGGCUGGCUAAUGAAGCAAGGCGAGUACUUCAAAACUUGGAGACGCCGCUGGUUCGUUCUCAAACGAGGCAAGCUCUUCUGGUUCAAGGACUCUAUGGUCACUCGCGAUUCAAAGCCACGCGGCGUUAUCCCUGUGGCCACGUGCCUUACAGUGAAGGGAGCGGAAGAUUUGCUCAACAAACAGUACGCCUUUGAGCUUUCGACCAGGACCGAUACGAUGUACUUCAUCGCCGACUCGGAGAAGGAGAAAGAGGAUUGGAUCAACUCGAUCGGACGGUCCAUAGUGCAGCACUCAGAAUCAGUGACAGAUUCCGAGAUCGUCGAUUACGAUAGCAAGCGAUGAUGAUAGAGUACUCAGGUUACAUUGUUACUCAAACAACUCUAAGCUACCGUCUCAUUGUAAUAGUUACAAGCAAGACUAAUAUAUGCAAUUCAACCAGUAUUUGAAGAUCCUCACAUGGUGACCCUUCUUGCUUGCAACAUAGCCAUAGUAAUCUGCAGUCUACACAGCAUCUCUGUUGCAAAGGACUGGCCAAGCCAUUGAUCAAACAAUUGCAGAACUGCAGGGGGCAAGAAGUAGGGGCGAUCGAGGUUUGCUGUCUGCUGAACCAGAUGGAUGCACGUUUUUGCAUUUGAUCAUCAUCAUCAUUAGAAGUGGCUGAUGCAAUAACAUGAAGGUAUUUAGGAGUAUUUGUCUGGUGUAGCAUGAUCUUAUCUAAGUAAAUGAAGCUGUAAACAAUCAUAAUAGUGUUCUUCUCAUGGGUUGAACAAUAUAAUUAAUAUCUCUUUCAAGAACUAUAUUAAGAAUUAUUGACA
Molecule: messenger RNA, 1084 nt
Organism: Hevea brasiliensis (rubber tree)
Lineage: Eukaryota; Viridiplantae; Streptophyta; Magnoliopsida; Malpighiales; Euphorbiaceae
Product: pleckstrin homology domain-containing protein 1
Exons: 2
Coding region: 168-611 (147 amino acids)
Source: RefSeq, a predicted model, not a curated record